AUGGAAGAUCCAGCUGCUGCACGCUUAAAAAGUUUGGUAGUAAGUAGUAAUGAAGCUUUGGAAUUUAAAUUAGUACGCUCUGCAGAAGACUUAGAAGAUGAAGAAACUACAUUUAAACCAGAACUGUCUCACCAAGUGUUUGGAGACAGUGAAUCUAUAUUUGGUUAUCGGGAUCUGAGAGUGAAGCUAUACUAUUCAGCAGGUUGUUUAGAAACUUAUUUAGGUAUGACUUAUUCAGAGAAAAUAAACAAAGAUCAUUAUGAGGGAGUUGAAGCCGAUGAAGUAUUAUCAAAAGUUGCUGAGAAAUUAGCUCCACAAGUACACAAUAACUUAGACACAUUUAUUGAAUCUUUGAAAAAAGAUGAUACAUUCAAACCGCAUGGUGAAUUACUUCAUUCAUUUUCUAUCAAUGAUGAAGAUUGCACAAGGAAAUUUGAUGUUUAUAAAGCAGACAUGACUUACAAAGGAUUUAGGGAAUAUCAUCAACGUCUUCAAACAUUUGUUCUUUGGUAUAUAGAUGCUGCUAAUUUUAUAGAUAUUGAUGAUGAUAGGUGGCAUUACUUUAAUAUGUUUGAAAAAUAUCAGACAGCAGAUGGUACUAUUCGUUAUGCAACCAUUGGUUUUGCUACUGUAUAUCAGUAUUAUGCAUAUCCGCGUCAUACUAGACCUCGUAUAGCUCAAGUUUUAAUUUUACCGCCAUUUCAAAAUAUAGGUCUUGGUACACAUUUAUUACAUGCUAUAUAUCGUGAAUAUAUUGGAAGAAAUCAAGUCAAAGAUAUAACAGUUGAGGACCCUUCUGUGACUUUUCAACGAUUAAGAGAUUAUGUGGACGCAAUGAAUUGCAAUACGUUACCUAGUUUUUCACGAGAAUAUCUACUUCAGGGUUUUAAUAAAACAAUGGCUGUAGAAGCAAAUGAAAAAUUCAAGAUUAAUAAGAAACAAGCACGAAGGGUAUACGAAAUUUUGAGAUUACGUGCAACGGAUUUAACAAAUGAGCAAGAAUAUCGAGAAUACAGAUUGGAUGUAAAGAAAAGACUAAAUAUUCCUUACAGACGCGAACAGAAUGAUUUGAAAAAAUUGGAAUGUGCACUGAAGAAUAUUGAUAAACGUGCAAACAUAACUUUACCUGUAUUAGAGCAACGUAUACAAACGCUUGAGAAGGAAUACAAAAGUUUAGAAGAAGAAUAUAAAAAAGUAAUUAAACGUUUGGAAGAUGCAGAAGAACUUUGA
Messenger RNA from Habropoda laboriosa, 1230 nucleotides. RefSeq names its product histone acetyltransferase type B catalytic subunit (gene Hat1). Lineage: Eukaryota; Metazoa; Arthropoda; Insecta; Hymenoptera; Apidae. The record is from RefSeq and is a predicted model, not a curated record. Gene Ontology annotation, cellular component: nucleus. Gene Ontology annotation, biological process: subtelomeric heterochromatin formation. The coding region runs from base 1 to 1230 and encodes 409 amino acids. The transcript has 6 exons. Gene Ontology annotation, molecular function: histone binding; histone H4 acetyltransferase activity.